Molecule: messenger RNA, 1227 nt
Organism: Diaporthe citri
Lineage: Eukaryota; Fungi; Ascomycota; Sordariomycetes; Diaporthales; Diaporthaceae
Exons: 3
Coding region: 1-1227 (408 amino acids)
Molecular function (GO): RNA binding; RNA nuclease activity
Source: RefSeq, a predicted model, not a curated record
AUGUUUUACCCCGACGACUUCAAUAACAAGGACAACCUCGAGGGCCUGAUCAGCCCAACCCCGCGCAAUGAGUUCUCCCCCCGCCCCAAACAAACAAACAAUCACCACGGGAGCUUCUCCCAAUAUGCCGUCUCCCAGCAGCCCGGCCCCUACCGCGUAAUCUAUGCCAAGGACAAGACGGAGUAUAGGUCCAGUUUCGACGUCAUUUACCACGAACCCACCAAGACUGGUGGCGACGACAGCAACGUAUCCAUGACUUCCUACCGUGGGAGGCAGCACCGGAGCGGCGGCAGCGAGAUGCCCGCGCGCAGGGCCAACACUUCUGACACUUUAUCUGAGAGGCAACACCGCCAGAGGAGCAGGCUCACUUGGACAUUUGUGCUGGCCGUCACCGCCAUUUUCCUCAGCGUCGUUGUCACCCUGCAAAUUCUGUCGUCCUACGCCAAAGCCUCCAUAGCGGCGCCAGCGGAGAUCCUCACCUUCAUUGAGGCCGUCGAUUCUUCUGUCGAGGAGAAUGAGAGCUAUGAUCGGGAUGUGUUACGCGUGCAGCGUCUCGACGACAAGCUGCGCCUCGGCCGGCUGCUCCGGGAAAUCCAGAGGGGAGGUGACGAUUUGCGAGAGGAACUCAACGGCCUGUUAAUGAGCGAAAGUGGAGACCUCACAACCGGCGGUUACAGCGAUCUCCGAGAUCUGCGGCUGAGAGCUACCGCACGCCUGCUCUGGGCCUCGAAGCGCAAGAAUCUCGAGGACAAAGUGCGCAGACUAGAUAUGCUUCGUAUGCGCUUCCUUGUGGCCUAUAUGGGCCUCGUCUCAGCUGGCCGUGUCAAGAAAUACUCGUCGAAAUUCUCGGAGAAGACUACUUCUUUCGCGAGCACGAAUGGUGCUCCGCCGCCUCCACCGCCACCUUUACCACCGGCGCUGCCCCUUGGCGUAAACUCGGCGCUCAAGAAGAAGAUGUCACGGCGCCGGCUGAGCCGCGCGGCAGCCAUGGGACGCGGGGACAACAUCGACGGAAGUCGCAAGCAGGGCUGGGCAGGGGUCAUCCGGGAGCUACAGCUGUCACCGCUGCUCCAGAAGCGUCAUGCACACGCCAGCAUUGGGAAGGCCAUGUCGCCCAUCAAGUCGCAUUUCAUGGUGCCAGAACCGCCAUCGCAUCGCGACCCGACACAAGCUGACCAUUGUCAGUACGAGCAGCAGAAAGAGAAGUUUCCGGAUUUUAGGGGGUAG